Aspergillus ruber CBS 135680 is the source of this 1347-nucleotide messenger RNA. RefSeq names its product DUF1996 domain-containing protein. The record is from RefSeq and is a predicted model, not a curated record. The transcript has 2 exons. NCBI's taxonomy places the organism in Eukaryota, Fungi, Ascomycota, Eurotiomycetes, Eurotiales, Aspergillaceae. Bases 255 to 1241 code for a protein of 328 amino acids.
GACUGAUGGAGACAGCGCUUCUAAUUCAUUUGUUUUUUCUUAGUAUAUGCCGAGAUUUAUUAAAUCCUUGACACCGGACCUCCAUGAGAGCUGCCAAGAAUGGAGAAUAAGUAAAUCUUUCUCUAUAGGCCGGAUCGUACCAGAUACGCGAUGGGGCUUGUUUUAUAUAGAAUGUUCUCUGUUGCUACCAUGAACAUUCAAGAAAGAUAAAAUACCAUGGGGUCUCUCUUGUUAUUCCUGUUGUUGUAUUGACUAUGUAUCCUCUAAUUCUCCUCUCCUUGACCGUGGGCCUUUCCCAGGCUUACACUGUCAUCAAUGCAGACCAUUUUAUGUUUAAAAACAUUGAUCCUCUUGUGAUUCCCGGCAAAUAUACCAGUCAUAUGCAUGAUUUUUUUGGCUCAGAUGCUAUCAAUGUGAACACCAAGACCUCUGCCGAGUUGCAGGGCGGCUGCACCACAGCCGAGAACCUCAAUGAUUUCUCGACGUAUUGGAUCCCGGCACUCUACUACGUGGACGGGUCGAAUUAUACCGCAAUCAAGCCCUACCGAUUCAGCGCCUACUACAAGGAGCUCGAUAGCGCCGAAAUCCCAAUUCCUCAAAAUCUGAAAAUCCUAGCAGGAAACGUGAGCGCAACGUCCCCUCAUCAUCUCGACAAGAACGCCGGCGUCCAGUGGUUCUGUGACGGAGGGGAAGAAGAAGGAGACUCGGAAGACACGGACGAUGCAGCGUUCCCCACCAAGACAUGCCGGGCGCAUUUGCAAGGACUCUUACUCUUCCCAGACUGCGCGAACCCAAAGACCCUGAAAUACGCUUAUUCGGCCAACCCGAACUGGGUGGAUGGCUAUGGCGAGAACCGCUGCCCGAUUGGCAUGUAUCGGAUUCCUCGCUUGCGCUUCUCUAUCCGCUAUGACUUGCGGUCUAUUCUUCCAGAUGGUUGGUCUGAAGCCCCUCCACUGAAGCUUUCUUGUGGUGGCUCGUAUUGUAUGCACGGAGACUUCAUCAACGGGUGGCUUCCUGAGGCUGCGGAGAAUAUGGUGAAGGACGCGCCGUCUAAUGAUCGCGAGUACUUCCGUGUCCAUGGUCCUAGAGACGAAGACGACCAGGGUUCUUGGUGUGACGUCCAGGACGCUGAUCCCAGCCACGGAACGAGUGACUACUGGACGAGUGUGAGGAUGAUGGGCGCGAGUCGGAAUUCGACGAUAUUGAGAAGACAUUCAACAUAUCAUCGUGUGAGGUUGUAGAUGAUGAUCAAAAGGCAUAAGUUCCUGUCAGCGCUGGUAUCUACAUAGUUUGUAUGGAGUAAUCAUUUUACAGUUCAGAAGUCUAUUCUCACGAGACAACUCCUGC